AAAACAGUAAUGGCCGCACUCGCUUGUGUAAGGAAGUAGUGUAAUUAAUCGAGCAAGAAGACGUAUUUGAUAUCCACAUUACGAGAAAUCACAUCCAGUAUGUCAACGACGCAGCAGCGCCUUGAGCGGCAGUUUGGUCAGUUGGAGGUCAGCGGUCGGCAAGGGGCCGACGGUCAAGCUACAGCAGUCCCCUACGCGACCAAGAAGGCCGGCCCGAUGGUGCCCCCGAAGCCAAAGUACGCGCCACACAGUGCCACAGUGACCAUACAGACAGCUCAGAUGCAAUCACAUAGAGGACCAAGCGGGUCACCGAUGGCCUCCACAACGACCUCCCACCGGACCAUCCACUACGCGCAGGACUCGGACGACGACCUACCCCCGCCCCCUCCCCCUCAGGCAUAUUCCAACUAUUCGGUGAACGAUGGCUUCCCACCUCCCCCGUCGGACCUACCUCCGCCGCCAUCCCCUCCGUCCGCACAGAUGGGCCGCGUCUACCCCGGGGCACAGCCGACAUAUGGCAGUCAGCAGCCCACGGUCAGGUCGCCCAGCCCCGUGAUAGUGAAGAAGCGGGGUUACCCGACGCCAUACGUACCGCCCUCACAGCAGCAGCAGCAGCCGCAGCAGCAGCAGCAGCAGCCGCAGCAGCAGCAGCCACAGCAGCAGCAGCAGCAGCAGCAGCAGCAGAUGUACCGCAGCGUGACGCCUACGUCGCCGCCGGCGACCGCACCGAAGCCGUCGCUGCAGGCGGUGGCGGCGCCGGUGGGGGCGCCGGUCGGGGCACCACCGGUGCGGCACGGCAAGGAGGCGGAGCUGGAUGCUCUGACGAACCUGCUCGUGCAGAGCAUGGACUCGGGCAACGACCCAGACUUUUUUGGUACGUGCGAAACCGUCGGUGUGUGUGCAAAGUGUGGCAAGAAGAUACAAGGUGAUGGCACUGGCUGCUCUGCCAUGGACCAGAUGUUCCACAUCGGGUGUUUCACCUGCACCAUAUGUGCUAAAAAGUUACGAGGAGUGCCGUUCUACGCUGUCGAAGGGAAGCCCUACUGUGAAGAUGACUAUUUCAACACGCUGGAGAAAUGCUCGAUCUGCUCGAAGCCGAUCAUGGACCGCAUCCUGCGCGCGACGGGCAAGCCGUACCAUCCCGGCUGCUUCACGUGCGUCGUCUGCGGCAAGAGCCUCGACGGAAUCCCGUUCACCGUCGAUGCCACCAACCAGAUACACUGCAUCGAGGAUUUCCACAGGAAAUUUGCUCCUCGCUGCGCGAUGUGCCACCAGCCGAUCAUGCCUGAGCAGGGCCAGGAGGAGACAGUGAGGAUCGUCGCGCUGGACAAGAGCUUCCACAUAAACUGCUAUCGGUGCGAGGACUGCGGAUGUCAGCUGUCGUCGGAGGCCGAUGGCCGGGGAUGCUACCCGCUGGACGACCACAUCCUGUGUCGGCAGUGCAACGCCGCUCGCAUCAACGCUCUCACGUCCCGCAUGACCACCGAGUUGUAGGCCGGCAGCGGCGGCGGCGGCGGCGAGCAGGGGGGGGACCUUCCUUGUACACGGGCGGCGACCGAGGGUCGCGUGGCGUGCGGGCGUGAUAUCGCGUUCAAACGCUAUGCACGCAGCUCCCCCGGGUGGCAUCGUUGAGGUGGUCGGGUGUGUGUGGGCGUGUGGCACGGAAGCAGAGGCACAUCCUCGACAUAACAUGGCUCAACACAGUAGUAGAUGGCAGUGGAUGGUCACUUGCCACCAGCGGGGAAAAUGAAGCAGCUGUUGUAGAAUUCGUCCCAAUGCAAAGCAUUUUCUGUAGAAUGAAGGUGGAGGCAGUAAAGGAAGUCUCUCAAUAAAGCAGGCUGGUUGGCUGCACUGGCGUCAGUGCGUCUGCCUGCAAUGAGUUUCACACAGUUGAAUGCAGUGCAAGUCUGUGACUCACUCUGUCUCUAAGGCCUUGCCGGCGAAAAACAAACAAAGAAAAGUCCAAUGAGCCAAAUCGAUUGGUUGACUCGAGGUUAUUUAAUUUUCUAUAAUUCCCCUCCCACACACAAGCACGUCAAUAAAUUUUUGCUAGCUGCAGGGUCAGAGUUAAAAUCUCUGUUCAUUAUAUAUUCACUCUCUGCUCAUCCUUCAGUGCAGCCACCCUGAGCGCAAGCAAUAUCAUGUAUUAGCCCCCUAUCAAUUACGUCUUCGUUUAUACAUUGCUCAAACCAUUCAAACAAAAUUCACCUCGUCUCUUGGGCUUUUACUCUGGUGUAAUCGUCGGCGGGUGAAGUGUGUCCGAGCAAGUAGCUAUGCUGACGUGUGUGCGCAGUGCAGGUGCAAGCACGGUAUAAACUCCCACACAUAGCGAGAGUUUAACAGCUGACAGCAUUAACGUAUGGUUGUAAAUAUUUUGCCUGAGCUUACUUUUGCUUAGUAUCCUACCUUUGUCGAUCACGAAAUGCACGCCCUGCUACUAACAGAAUGCAACGUAUACACAUCGAUGGUAGAUAUAUAUAUGUGGUGUAGCACUACAUCACAUUCUCCUGCUGUUAAUGUUAUCUAGACCGUGGAUCGACUAAGGCGGUUUAUUACUACCCGCGCCACGUGCAUUCUUGUUUCUGAGUAGAGGCAUGCGUAUUGUAGCGUGUACCCUAGUUGGUAGGUGAUGUGGCUUGCAUGGUACACAGCUGCCCCAAUCGGUGCAAAAAACUGCAGCUUCUAAGUCAAUCGGCGAGUUCUUGCGUCUUCACUGUCAUCCGCAAUCGAAACGUGUAGCAUAUGCAGGUUCGCUUAUGGCUUCAUUACGAUUUGCUUCUGCUGCAUAUCCUCUAUUGACUAAUUGCUGCAUGCGUAGUUGUUACUACUCAAUUAUUUCAUUAACGUAUCGGAAGAGUGGGUUAGGUUUCUUGUGGAUUCGGUAAUACGUGCCAUGCAUGUUUCGUUGAUUGAAUAAAAAACUGGUCGAUUUUAAUGCGAACUAAGCAGUCCACCUUAUCAACAUGCUUUGAAAGGGGAAAUUAUUUGUCCAGUCAGAUGAGUGAACUGUAAUUGUGUUGGGGAUAUAAUGCAUAGGCAUUGAAAACUCAUUGUCUACAUGCAAGUUCUUAUAUUUAGUUCAGCAGAGCGCCAACGCGUCGUGAUUAAGAGAAUAUAUAUAUCGAAUAUCCUGCUGUAAUGCCACUAUAUCGAAAUUCGACAAUGAUCUAGUCUCGAGGUUUAUUUACUCGUUUGCAAAUUGUUUUAACGCGAGGAUUUUAUCUGUAUUUAAAGGGCAGGGGUGAUUUUUUCGGAUUUUUACUUUAAUCAAUCGGUGUGAGGAGGGGCUGCGACCGAGCGUGCUGGUGUUGUGGUGACCCCGCCGUGGUCGUGCACCUAUGGCGGGGCGGGGGGGCUGCUGGUCGUCUGCCGUGCAUCUAGCACAACAGCAGGUUCGAUGUCCCGUGUGUGAGACAUGCCAAUUCCCUUUCUUGUACGUCUCGGAAGAGUGGUCUCGUACGCUGUUUGACAGUCCUUUAACGUUAAUGACUGACGUGUAUGUAUACCUGAAGUAGAUAAUAGGGAAUUCCUAUUAUCUACUUCUGAUGUAUACCCAAGUAUUUAUAGAAAAAUAAAUUUAUAAAAGGUAGCUGAAAAUCUUCGAAAAUUCUGUAAUCAGUUGUAUGGAUUUGUAAAACUUGUAUUUAUAAUGACUGAUAUAAAUGACAGUAAUAAAUGGCAUUUUUUGCAUAUGAAACACA
Molecule: messenger RNA, 3701 nt
Organism: Priapulus caudatus
Lineage: Eukaryota; Metazoa; Priapulida; Priapulimorpha; Priapulimorphida; Priapulidae
Product: lipoma-preferred partner homolog
Exons: 9
Coding region: 100-1494 (464 amino acids)
Biological process (GO): cell-cell adhesion
Cellular component (GO): focal adhesion; stress fiber
Source: RefSeq, a predicted model, not a curated record